Molecule: messenger RNA, 1239 nt
Organism: Anisakis simplex (herring worm)
Lineage: Eukaryota; Metazoa; Nematoda; Chromadorea; Rhabditida; Anisakidae
Source: the annotation of a GenBank genome assembly
CCAAAGCCAUUACGGCCUCCACCUGCAUCCUCGUUCAAUAAAAACGGUCGAUUUGAAGUAUCCAAAAUGGACGUUUUGAGUGAAGAGAUCUGGGACUUUCAUAAUACGAUAACACAGUCCGAAGGACUUCUCAAUCGUAAACUACAUCUCCGUGAUAUGCUUUAUUACUGUAUUUCACCUGUAUUCCCAAUGUGUGGUCUGUAUGUGGUUGGUUCUUCGUUGAAUGGUUUUGGCAAUAAUUCGUCAGAUAUGGAUCUUUGUUUGAUGAUUUCGCAUCGAGAUAUUGAUCAGCGGUCAGAUGCUGUUGUUGUAUUGGGGAUGAUUAAGAGUGCCUUAGAAAGUGUUAGUUUGGUGAGAAAGCAGCAGUUAAUCGUUGCCAAAGUGCCAAUAUUGCGUAUUCGUUUCACAGAACCAUUCGAUGAUAUCACUGUUGAUUUGAAUGCGAACAAUUCAGUGGCUAUUCGUAAUACACAUUUGCUCUGCUAUUAUUCAUCGUUUGAUUGGCGUGUUCGUCCAUUGGUGAGUGUAGUGAAGGAAUGGGCGAAACGAAAGGAUAUCAAUGAUGCGAACAGAUCAACUUUUACCUCAUAUUCACUUGUGCUUAUGGUUAUACAUUAUUUACAGUGUAAGCUAUAUGCUAUGGAGAUGAACCCUACGGAAACUUUAUCAUCGAAAAAGACCCAUUAUCGUGUACAUUUGGCGGCUGUCAUCGGAGGAAUGUAUGAAUGUAUUCCAGGCGGUGCUACUCCGGCAGUAUUACCCUCACUACAAGAGAUUUACCCGAAACGUUUCAACUGUCGCAUUGAUGUGCGAACGUUGAAUGUUUCAAUCCCAUUAGAACCACCAGCAAAUGGUGAAUGGCAGUUUUGUGAAGGAAAUACUCUUGGUGAAUUAUUGAUUGGUUUUCUUGAAUAUUAUGCAUUUAAAUUCGAUUAUGUACAUGAUGCAAUCUCGGUUCGGUUAGGCUCCAAAAUUGAGCGUUCGUUUGUUGCACGUCAGCGUUCACCUUACAACAACAGUAUAGCUCAGUGGAAUUGUAUUUGCAUAGAGGAACCGUUCACACUUUCGAAUACAGCACAUUCAGUGCAUAGUCAAAUGGUGUUCGAUGCCAUCAAAGAGGCGUUCAUCGAGGGUUUUGAAGAGCUCGACUCGAAUCGUGACUUGAAUGCAUUCCUCAAUGCAGCACCCAUUAAAAUUGGUGCUAAUAUCGCUUCAAAUGGGUACUUGUUUUUCAUUUAG